AUGAAAGCUUCUGAUCUUGCUGGGAGUGGUUUUGAAAAGGGCAUUAGAGGAGGAAUGGAUUUGAGUGAUGAAGAAAAUUCAAUUCAGGGCAAUGAUGAAAUGACAACUGAUGAUGGUACACAGUACGGGUCAGAUUAUAAUGAAGAGGAUCAAUACUCAGAUUAUGACCAGCCUGAUAUGAAUGAGUCACCAUACAGUGAUUCAGAUUCCUCAAAUUUGUCAGACCAUUUCUAUGGUUAUGGAGAUGAGAUGAACAGUGAUGCUGAAGAAGAUGAUAACGCCGAUGUUGAGGACAUAAAUGUGUCAUUGCCUAAUGCUGUUCAAGGUAUGGUGAAGAUUGAUAACUUGCAAGAUAUACUUGGCAUUGAUCUAAAACAGUUGGUUCCCCUUGACUUGAUGAAUUAUGAGUUUCUGGAUAGUGAGGUGGCUUAUCUUUUCUACCACUGGUAUGGACGAGUAAAUGGGUUUGCCGUGAGGAAAAGCAGAAAGAUUCACAACAAGGAGGGAUUACUUAUACAGCGCAAUUUCGUUUGUCAUAAAGAAGGCUUGCGUGAAGACAGGGGUUUGACUAUGGAUAAGCGUCAGCGUGAACCAAGGUCAGAUUUCAGGUGUGGGUGCACGGCGAAAUUCCGGGUACAUGUGGAUACUUCAAAUGGUCGGUGGUAUGCAAAACUGUUUACCGAUGUGCAUAAUCAUGUGUUGGAAGAGGAUAAAAUGUGUGGCAUGAUAGCAGCCCACAGGAAAAUGAAUGAGUCAGAUAUUCUGCAUAUGAACAACAUGUCACGGGCUGGUGUAAGUACUCCUCAUAUCCACAGCACAUUUGCCAACCAAACUGGGGGAUUUCAAAAGGUUAGAUUUUCGAAAGAAAAUAUGUACAAUGUUCAAGGAAGACAGAGGAGAAAGAAGAAGAAGGAUGAGCCAUCGAAAAGUGAUGCGGAAUUUGCAAUAAGUUAUAUUAGUGGGAUGGGAAGCAAAGAUCCAUUACUGUAUUGUCGGCACAUUGCUAAUGAAGAUGGAAAUCUUGAUCGCCUUUUCUGGAGUGAUGGGAUAAGUCGCUAA
Molecule: messenger RNA, 1059 nt
Organism: Lotus japonicus
Lineage: Eukaryota; Viridiplantae; Streptophyta; Magnoliopsida; Fabales; Fabaceae
Product: protein FAR1-RELATED SEQUENCE 5-like
Exons: 3
Coding region: 1-1059 (352 amino acids)
Source: RefSeq, a predicted model, not a curated record